Drosophila takahashii is the source of this 389-nucleotide messenger RNA. Its product is annotated as DNA repair protein SWI5 homolog. The record is from RefSeq and is a predicted model, not a curated record. Gene Ontology annotation, cellular component: Swi5-Swi2 complex; Swi5-Sfr1 complex. Lineage: Eukaryota; Metazoa; Arthropoda; Insecta; Diptera; Drosophilidae. Gene Ontology annotation, biological process: double-strand break repair via homologous recombination.
GCAGUAGCCACCGAUAGCAGUCAUUCCAAUCCAAUUGCAAUUUAAAUAUGAAGGAGAAAAAUUCCAAGAAAAAACCCCGCAAAAAGGCCAAUAAGCCCAAAGAGACCUCGGAAUCCGAUAAAAAGAAGAUCAUCGAGCUGAUGCACGAGUACAACGACCUGAAGGAUGCCACGCAACUGGUCCUGGGAGCCUUGGCGACCCUCAAAGGCGUUUCCAUCCGAUCAGUUUAUGCCUCCUACAACCUGCCCAAUGACGAAUAAACGGGAUUUCUUUUGAGUGUAGUCUUCAUGUACUUGUUGUAAAUAACUUGUGAUACAACCGAGUGCAUGUAAAUGCCUCCUGGUUGGGCAGUUCCUUGAGUCUACCACUAAUAAAUCCACCUAAAACUA